This is a messenger RNA of Haliotis rufescens (red abalone), 7227 nucleotides long. RefSeq names its product microtubule-associated protein futsch-like. The transcript is spliced from 4 exons. NCBI's taxonomy places the organism in Eukaryota, Metazoa, Mollusca, Gastropoda, Lepetellida, Haliotidae. The record is from RefSeq and is a predicted model, not a curated record. The coding region runs from base 197 to 6172 and encodes 1991 amino acids.
GACAAGUUGACGCUUGCGUACUUGCUUGAAAUGGCGGGUAAAGUGAAACUAAGGGUCGGACAGAGACUGGACAUUCGAUUUUGAUAUCGAUCUGAUUUUUGAUGGACUCCAUCAACCUCACCAUGUAAAACAGAUUCAUAGUCAAUCAUUCAAAUCAUCAGACAGAAGCAGGCACGUCAGUCAACCUUCUUUAGCGAUGGCAGAUGAUGUGGUCCAGGAAGAUGACUUUGAUUUGUACACGGACAUGAUAUGUGAGGAGUCCAAACUAGCACUUGAAGCUUGUAGAUCACUUCCCACAUCAGUUCCACUGCCAGUUUCUCCACUGGGUCCAUCACCGGACUUGAAUCAUUUGUCACCAGAUUUGAAACCUAUGUCACCAGAUUUGAAACCAUCAUCACCAGAUUUGAAACCGCCAUCAUCAGAUUUGAAACCUCUGUCACAAGAUUCAAAACCUCAGUUCCUGGUCCCAAGCAAACCUCCCCCUGAAGAGGAAAGUGUGGAUUUGUACUCCGACAUCAUAGCUGACUACCCCCGAACUGAAAAGUCAUCAUCUUCUGAUAACAAGGUGCUUGCAUCAAGCAGUGCUGGCUUGUCAUCCCGUACAGCCGGAGAUGGAGGUGCAGCAGCCAGGAGUGCGUCGUCAGAUAAGCCUGGGGAGGAGGACAGCAGCCUGGACCUGUACACAGAGAUCCUCAGUGAUGAAGUACAGCAGCGACACGACUCACGGAUACAGCUGGAACAAAAGUAUUCCACCGCUGUAGCCAGGAUUCAGGACCUGGAGGCCGAGCUGAACAAGUUGAAGGAAUCAGAAGAGAAAGCACGAACACAGAACAUCGUCAUCAAACAGAACAUCACAUCUCUCCUCCUAACCUCAAAGACGGAACUCAAACGAAAAGAUAGAGAAAUAACCAGACUCAACCUGUUGUUAGCCAAGCGUGGUGGAGGGAACUUCCGAGGAAACCACACUGAUGUCAGGAAGUACAACGAGUCAUCACCAAGUCGGCAGAAGGUGACCAGGAUGAGUGAUGAGUACACAGAUGGGCAGACACCAAGAAGAGGGAGAAAUAGUGAAUAUGACAAUCAGAAAAGAAAGCGAAACGAACAAGUCAAUGAUGGCACACCAAAAAGAAGGAAAGUUGGAAACUCGAAAUGUCCUGUGACCCCUGAACCCAAAGAUCGUAGAAAACCAUGGUCACACAGUCAGAGUCCUGACAAACCUGACAGGAAGAAGCCGGUGUUAACACAGAAGGGGCGGAGGAAUGAUGGUAAAUACUCCGACCAGAGACGGAGAGAGUGUGCAGAGGAAGAGCGUAAUAUCGGUAGAUCAAGUACGAGCAGAGAGAGGGAUCAGAGACGGAGAGAUUGUGCAGAGGAAGGGGGUAACGUUGGUAGAUCAAGUACAAGCAGAGAGAGGGAUCAGAGACGGAGAGAUUGUGCAGAGGAAGGGGGUAACGUUGGUAGAUCAAGUACGAGCAGGGAGAGGGAUCAGAGACGGAGAGAGUGUGCAGAGGAAGGGGGUAACGUUGGUAGAUCAAGUACGAGCAGGGAGAGAGAUCAUUGCGAUGGCAGUACUUCAAGUAAAUCUGGAGCUGGUCAGAAGAAGAAAUAUGAUCGAAACAGUCAUGAGAGAGAUAAAUGUCAUGAGAUCGCUGACAGAGAUCCAAUGUCUGGCACAAAGAGAUCUUCAAAAGACGGUCAUGGAGGUGAAAGAACCAGGAUGCGUAACAAAUCAAUUGAUGAUGACAAGGAGAAAAAACAAAAGUCCAGCAAACAGUUACAAAAUAGUUCUGUAGACUUGCGGACUAUUUUAAAACAAAAGCGAGAUGGAAAAGGAAAGGAACAGAAAUCUGUUGAAUUAGCAAACAGAAAGCGGCAUCCUAGUAAAACUGAAAGUACAUCAGAAAGUUCGAAUCACACGGGGCAUUCGUUGAAAACAAAUGACAAAGAACCAAGACCUGGUGAUAAGGAUUCUACUAGUGCUAAGAUAUCCAGUAAGAGCAAUGAUAAUAACUUUAAGGCUGAUAAACCUGGCAAUGCAAGUAAAAGUGAUGAAAAUCUGUUGAAAAAUAAUUCAGUUAAAGCUCAGAAAAAGUACGUUGCGGAGGCAAGCAUGAAGCUUAAACCCAUUUCAGUUGAACCUCAAACUGAUUCUGAUGAGGCACAGGACAGAUGGCCAGGAGAAAAGGUGAGGGAUUCCCUGCCUUCAGCUUCAUCAGCAAGCUGUUCUGUGAUGAAGGGCGAAUCCUCCAAUAGUCCCACGGAUUCCAGGGGCUCGUCCAGCAGCACGGCAUCAAAAGAGAAGAAGAGGAUCAGACCGAUAAUGCUGAGUGGGAAGCCGGAUGUGGCUGGUGACAGUCUCGACAUUGACCACAAAUCUUGUUUUGAUUCAGUGAUACAAAACAUAGAGAUGAGGGAGAACUCCAGCUUCGCCAAUGCCAGAGUGGUUGUAAUGGAUGUUAAGGGUUGUCCUGUAGAUGCUUCCGAGUCUACAGCAAGUUACGAGAAUCAGAUCAGUUGUAAGGACGGUGCUACCCAAAUCAGGGAUGAUGCUAUGGAGAAAUUAGAUGAUGAAUAUGAUAGAACAUGCAUUAAAAAUAGUCAUGACAUGACUCCCUCGAAGCAUUCUGGCCAAGUCAGUUCUUCCAAUGACUUGGACUCUAAGCUGGCUGAAAUUUCUCCACUUCAAUCUUUGAGUAAGGACAAGGAGCAAAUUGGAAGAGAAGAGAAUGAACAGUUGCCUGUGUGUACUGGAGAUCCCCUUCUGACGGAGACUUGUGUGUCCGCGGACAGGGAGACGAUGGCGUCUGUGGUUGGUGACAUGUCAGACCGAGACUGUUCUCUGGAUUUGAUGAUGGAGGAGGAGAGGUGCUCCAGAACCAUGCCAUAUAUUCAUGUCAGGAGGAACAAGUGUAGAAACGAGGUGGAGCAAUUAACAUGCUCAAACGGUAAUGAAUUAUCCAAUAAACAGGGUCAGGGUGAAGACAGUAUGGACGUAAGUUCGGGAAAGAAGAAGAAAUCUAAAAAGAAACACAGACCUAAGCUUGCAGAGAAAGAGAAUGUCCUAUCUGAUACAGAAGGUCGGUGUGCAGAUGUUACAAAAUCUGAUCUAUCAGGGAGAAUAUCACCAGUAACAACUGAGGUUUCUUCUCAUACAGCUUCUGCUUCUGUGAGACAUGAGAUGAAUCAAAGUGCAGAAAUGGCUGUUACCUCGAGUGACACAAAUGACGAAAAACUAUCAGAUAAUACACAUGAAAGAAAAGACGCUAAAAUCGAUCAUGUCGAUAGAAGAGAUCCUAGAUUAAACUAUGAAUCUGGGAGUGAACAUUCUGUUAAAAGAAAUUUUAAGCUUUGUCAAAAUUCAGAAAGUGUAACAAAUGAAAAUAAUUGUGUGAAGAUUAGAAGUGAAACUGUGUCCACAGACAAGCUCUCCUUCCAUCAGUGUGAAGAUGCUGGUGAUAAUGGUUCCCAUGUAGAUGGUCCAUUACCUAUUCAUCUUGUGGAUAGUCGUCUGAAUGGCCAUGAAAGACCACCCUACCAUGUGGAACCAUUUGAUUUUACCUCAUUUCCUAAAUCUUAUGCCAGAUCUGAGAGUGAAGAUGAGGAGAGGCAGAAUGUCCGAAAUGUUGAGUGUUGUGGCAUAUCUGAACAAAGAGGAGUCAAAAAGAGUUGUCCUGAAAACAGUUUGUGUGACCGUGUGGAGAACGCUGCUCGUGACAAUGAUUCAGAUGACAUCAUCAUGAAGGAAGAUGAGUGUGAUGAAAACACAGAAAAAAAAGCAAGACAUUAUUCAGGAAGCAAUGAUGUGGAAAUGGAAGAUACAUCAACAUUGUCACAGAUGACAAAAGAUCUAUCAGGAAACGUCAGACAACCACUCUGCCGUCAGUCUUCUGUUCCAGCCCAAGGAUGUAACGAUCAGAAUGUCUCAAUUGAUCUUGUAAAAGUAAGAGCAAGAAGUAAUUCAGAAUCUCAGUGUAGCUCAAGUCUGCCUGGUUCCAGACCGUGUUCAGUUCCAGUAGAGUGUUCUCAGUGCACCUUCCAACCUGUUGACCUGUCUGUGAGGUCGACAGUGAGGUCCCAGUUCACUGAGUCAAGUCACUUCCGUGGCUUCAGUAUGUCAGAAGAUGGGGCAUUAGAUUUGUCAAAGAAACAGAUUCAGAGACCCUUUCAGCGUGUAAAUUUUGAAAGUAAAUCAUUUGGACCUAAAAUCAAUCCAACCCUAACUAAUCAAGAUGAACCAAAAUCAGACCAGAUUUCCAGCACUACUCGUAUGCCUGCAUCUUCUCAAAGAACAAUAUCAUAUACAGGUUGUUUGGAUAAAAAGUCAUCGACAUUGGUUGAUCUGAGAACCACAAAAUCAAAUGUUGAAGCCAGUGAUGCGUGUGACCUUGUGUUAGACCGACAAAUCAAAGUAGAGAAAGAUGUUGAAGUUGAUUCCUCUCAACAUCAAGUCCCACCUCAACUGACCCAAGAUGCUGCAGCAGCGGUGGAGGUGAAGCAAUCCUGUCAGGAACAGGAAGAACCGACCUCGUCUGAUAAACCUGUCAAUGUCUCGAUACAAAGUAUGGAUAGAAGUGACACAAGCAAGGAAUGUGACCUCACUUCCCCUGAAAGACGAGACAACCAUGAAAACAAGUCUGACGAAAGUUCUACAUUCGAUUCUGAAGGUGAGGAAGACAUCACACCUUCAACGAGUCAGGAUCUUUCUGAACCGUCUUCUAAGACUGUAUCUUUAACUCAGGUUUCAUCCUGUUCAGAUAAACUCAAGACGAUAUGUUCAAGUGAAACCAUGACAACCAUAUCCAGUGUCCCGAGUAAGACGACUACCUCAUCCUACGAUUCCUCAGCAUCAGCUGAUGAUGAUGGUGGUAGUGUGUCAAGCAGCAAGGAGGACAAGGAUAGCAGCGAAGAUGACAAGGAUAGCAGCGAGGAGGAUGAUAAGGAAAGUGAGGAAGAGAGUUCGGAGGACGUCUGUGUGACUGAUAAUGACGAUGUAUAUCACUGUGAAAGUAGCCAGAGUGAGAUCCUCAUGAAAACUCUUUCAUGUGAAAGUUUGCCGCUGAAAAACUUUGAAAAGUUGCGACAUGAUCUCCUUCUCUCUGAUGACAGUAGUCUAAGUUAUAAUCACGAGUCCUCAGAAAAUCUUCUGGCUACAGCCAGUAGAUCCCAUGUGAGUAAUGAUGAUGAGGCCAUGUUUAAAUUACCAGAUAUGUCCACAUCAGCAUUUGCAAGGCUGGCUUCAUCUAGUGAACCCUCAGAUAAAACCAAAUCACCAGAGACAAUAACUAGGAGAACAAUGACGUCUCUGGAUGAAGACACUGAAAGUAGUCUGCUGUCAUUGCAUGCAGAACAGUUUGAGUUUGACUGUGACCAAAGUGCACAUGGUGACCAGUUUAGAAGCCAGGGUGGCCAGACUGCUGCUGAAACUUGUGUUGAAGAACAUGAAGAUGGAAAGUCUGGUGAAUGUUCUGAAGAUGCUAAGUCUGAUAGUGGUGAAUGUUCUGAAGAUGGGGAAAUAACUAGUGAUGAGGAAGGUCUGGCUGUAGAAGCACCUAUUGAUGAAGAACUGUCUGUUGAUUUGAGGGAAUUGUUAAAAGCAAAGCAGCUCCUUGAGCAGAAAAUAAAUGGGAUUUGUGGGAGGGAAAGUAAGAAGCCUUUGUCAUCUCGAACUUGUGAUCGGGAAAAUAGGCAUAAAAAUCAGAGACGUGACCGUAGGUUGGAACGAAAAGUUGAUAGAUCUAGGUCCUCAAGAAGUGUUGAUAAUCGUAGGGGAUCCAAACCAAGUACCUCGGAACAGGAUCGAUUCAGCAGAGAAGUUCAUGGGAGUGAUCCAAGACUUGUUGGAAGGUCAUCGUCAAGGCACCGAAGGGAUGAAGAAGCACGUUAUCACAGCAGCCCUUCAGCUCGUCAGAUUCCUUCUGAGAGUAAGAGGGACAGUCACAGAAACACUUCACCCGUAUCUUCAAGAAGCUCCCACAGAGAUCACAGUAAAGAAAACCACAAAAGUCAUGGCAGUGAUCGUCAAGACAAAUACCAGCGGCCUGACAGGAUGGUGACUGACACUGGGAGGCACAGGGCCCGAGGGCGAGAUUUUACGGACUCUGUUAGAAGUAGGGGUGACCCAAGCCCGGUCAGUCGCCAUUCCGGCAGGAGAAGCAAUAGAGACAAGUCAUGACCGAUGCUGGGGAUAUUUUACAGAGACAAUAUUGGUGUAUGUUUUGCAGCCUUUGCUGUUAUUACAGAACUGAACACAAUGAAGAGGUGGUAAUCCAUGUGAGGCUAAUAUGCAUAAAACUCUCUUAGCACUGAACAUUGUGUUAUUGUAUGGGAGUGGACACUGUUUUCUUGGAGUGGGUGUAUUGUGUUAUAUACAUCUGAAAAAAGUUAAGCACCAUCCUACCAGCAAGUCCUUAUAUUUAUUGAAUUUUUUUUAGAGAUCAUGAAUAUUUUUUGGGGUUGUUUUUCAUGAAAUCAAAGAAGUGGAGGAGGCAAUUAAUUGAAAUUGUGGUCAAAUAGGUAUUCCCAUUUAACAGUUACAGAACAUAGCAUUUCUCUUUCUGUAGUUUAAUGAGUAAGUCACAUUGUAAACAAAAACAUGUUUUGUCAUAGAAUUGAUACAGGAUAAGAUUUCAAAAAUUGGUUAUUUUAUGUGGAGAUAUAGCAAGCAGUUCUUAAAUUUUCUUCAGGAGUGAAAUUUAAGUUGAUAUUUCCAUACUCGUGUUCGAUAGCUAAACAAGUGCCCUCUAAUACUGUGGUCCUCUUUCUCCAUAGAUGGCAGGGUUCGGGACAUGUUUGUCAUGUGCAAAUAUCUAAGUGUAACAUGCAGUGUUUGAAAUUAAGUGUGGUCCUAGGGUACUUGAGGUUUUGUGUCUACAUCUAGGAUCCUGUUUUAACAUGAAGUGGACCCCCUUGACGUUCAUGCUUGUAUUGAACACAUGCACCUAUAUCAGAUCAGCGCCACAAUCACAUUAAUCAUUUAUUAAUUUUAUAACCAUUAAGAGUACUGUUGAUGCAGUUGAUGGCAAGGCGGUGCUGAUGUUGGCUAAAGCAUUAAAAGGCUGCUGACUGUCUCUAUAGCAAUAUCAACUGGAAAAACAGUUGUCAUGUUUGCAUAGAUGUGGGACACAAUUCCCAAUGUUUUUAUGAUUCUAAUCGAUGUCAGUGUUUUACCUGUGUGGAUGAUGUAUAAUCAUGAGGACACUUUUAAUAAAGCUGUAUCAUUUAUUCACA